This is a messenger RNA of Echinococcus granulosus, 252 nucleotides long. RefSeq lists its product as hypothetical. The transcript is spliced from 2 exons. The coding region runs from base 1 to 252 and encodes 83 amino acids. The record is from RefSeq and is a predicted model, not a curated record. NCBI's taxonomy places the organism in Eukaryota, Metazoa, Platyhelminthes, Cestoda, Cyclophyllidea, Taeniidae.
AUGGGCCAGAAGGAGGCAAGAAUCAGUCAGAAGAACAUUCUGUGCCUCAAAUCACCCGUGAGAAGAUUUGUUUCUUGUGGUUGGGGAACAGAGGCAGCGACACCACCACAUCCUUAUCCUCUACAUGGUGGAUGUCAACUUUUAUUGACAGCUUUGGACAAUCUUCAUAGUGUCGUAUGGAAAAGUUUAAAAAAACAGCAUUUUCUUUAUAAAAUUUGUCUCAAUGAAGCGAAAGAAAGGAUUUAUGCAUAG